UCCUUUGAGAGAAAACCUAGACAGCAGAAAUCCCCAAUCCAAAUCGAGGAUCCAUGGAGACGGAGGGCGGCUCCAGUGGGUCGCCGUCGAGCGGGUCGUCCGCCAAGUCCUCAGGCUCAAGUGGGUCGUCUUCGAGCGGGUCGGCGGCGCCGGCGAGGACGAGGAAGCCGGGGACAUGGAGGAGGCUCCCGCGUGUCCCGCGCGCCCCGACCCAUGCCAUCAAGGAAAGGGGGGAGAUGGGGAUAUGGUUCAUAACGCCUGAGGAGUUGCAGCGGCAGGCCCGGGAGCGUGCCAACGAGCUGGAGAAGAUGGACGACAGCGGAUGCGACACGGAGGAGGCCAAAAUCGCCUUCCGGGCCUUCAAGGAGGAGCAUCUCCGCUUGGACCGCUGGAUCGCCAAGGGCUGGCCGGAGCAUAUAGUCGUCAACCGCACCAAGCACUUCAGCGACACACAGGAGGAGUACUUGACCGCUGAGGACAUGGAGGCACGCUUCGCUCAUCGUGACCCCACUUUGCUUCACGUCGAGCAACUAGAACACUUUGCUCACCUUGCCUUGACGCAUUACAAUGCCAGAAGGACCGAGCACAAGUUUGACAUUGCUCAAGCCUUGACGUCUAACUGCUUCUCUGAGGCGUGCGGGACGACAUAUGCUCAUGUCAACUUCACCGCCACUCCCCGGAACAGUGAUGACCCUACAAAGAGGCUGUUCUUUGCUGAGCUCAUGCUCGUCCCAGAGCUCCAGCUGCAGGAAGAUAAAGAGCCUAUGCGUGUGCUGCAUGUCUCGACCAUUGAUGAUGUUCCCUGUUUUGGUGGAUGCCAUGAGAUAUAUCGGAAGAUCAACCACAGGAUGAGGGGCGACAUGGAUUACGAGCGCUGCCAUGCGUGUCACAGCAUUCUGAAGCAUCCAAAAGGAGAUCUCUUCAUCGGAGGGCAUGAUAGCACGAGGAUGCCUUACUACUCUGCAACCUGAAAUCUGAAUUGGUACCAAUUUGGAGGUUACCCCUAUAAUAAAAAAACGAUUUGGAGGUUGAAAUCACCAUCACGUGUGAUGUGAUGAUAAAUUAUUGUCAUGUAUGUUGUGAAUUAGUACAACAUUGAAAAUUGUCGUGA
This is a messenger RNA of Aegilops tauschii subsp. strangulata, 1111 nucleotides long. RefSeq lists its product as uncharacterized. The record is from RefSeq and is a predicted model, not a curated record. Lineage: Eukaryota; Viridiplantae; Streptophyta; Magnoliopsida; Poales; Poaceae.